AUGACCACACCUAUCAGAAGCGUCGCCAGCUCAGAGGUCCAGUCUGUGAUUGCGAGAGCGCCUCCCUCGGUCACGUUCCAUCCUUCUCCGACAGCGUGGGAGGAUCAGGUCCUCUACUUUCUCCUCCCAGACCGCUUUUCGGAUAACUCAGAGAAAGACUACAAGGAUGUCCAAGGCAACCCUGUCGCCACCGGUACUACUGCCAAAUACGGCCCCCAGGACAAUGCAAACGCCGUCAGCAAUGACAAUGACGCGGCCCAGUGGAGAGAUGCUGGCUCAGCCUUCGUUGGAGGAAAGCUGAAAGGUGUGAUCAGCAAGCUGGGAUAUCUCAAGCGCCUCGGCGUCACAACUCUCUGGAUCGGUCCGAUUUUCAAAAACGUGUCGGAGCUGCAGACUUACCAUGGCUAUGGCGUGCAGCAUUUUCUGGACAUCGACCCCCGAUUUGGUACCCCGGAAGACUUGAAUGCCCUGGUUGCUGCCGCACACAAGGAGGGCAUCUAUGUCUUACUUGACAUCAUCCUCAAUCACAGUGGCAAUGUCUUUGAGUACAAGGCAGACAACCCGCACUAUACGGGAGACACGUUCGAUGUGAAAGGCUUUUAUGACAAAGACAGAGUACCGAACAUACCUCUAGGCAAAGUCGAUGAGAAGAAGUAUCCCACUGCUUUCCCAGAUGCCGCAGUGUGGCCAUCUGAACUGCAGAGCGCCGAAUGCUUCACACGCAAGGGCCAGAUUAACGAUGACGGGUGGGAUCGAUCGCCCGAGUAUCUCGAUGGCGACUUUUAUGAUCUCAAGGAUAUCGCACUGGGAGAUCCGAGCCCAGACAAUUUCAACGCCACGCCCGCAUUGAAAGCUCUAUGCCAAUGCUAUCAGUACUGGAUCGCCUACAGCGACAUUGAUGGUUACCGAAUCGAUACCGUCAAGCACAUGGGGGACGGUCCCACCAGGUAUUUUGCGAGUGUCAUCCACGAAUAUGCGCAGCACCUGGGCAAGGACAAGUUCCUCCUGGUUGGUGAAAUAACAGGCUCGAGGGCCUUCGAAACCGUCGAGGCCACAGGUAUAGAUGCCGCUCUCGGGAUCGGAGAUGUCCAGGAAAAGCUCUGGAGGGUUCCUAAAGGUCAGGUCAAUCCGGCGGAAUAUUUUGACCUGUUCCGCAACGCUCUCUACCUUAACAAGGGCAGCCACACCUGGUUCCGAGACAAAGUCGUCACCAUGAUUGACGACCAUGAUCAGGUCUGGCGAGGAAACUAUAAAGGCCGUUUCUGCUCCGACGGCAAUGGUCCCCAGCUCGUCGUGGCUGCUAUUGCUCUCAACCUCUUCACUUUGGGUAUUCCCUGCAUUUACUAUGGCACUGAACAAGCCUUCGAUGGCCAGGGCGGAAGCGAUCAAUAUAUCCGGGAAGCCAUGUUUGGAGGGGCGUUUGGUGCCUUUCGUAGCAAACGCCGCCAUUUCUUCGACGAAGACAACCCUGUCUGGAAGACUGUGGCUGGCCUGGCAGAGGUUCGGAGCCAAGAGAUGGCCUUGCGCAGAGGGAGGCAGUACCUCCGCGAGAUUUCAGGCGACGGCGUUCACUUUGGCCUGCCGAGCAUUGUCGGCUCGCCGCCCAUCCGGUCUGUCAUUGCUUGGUCCAGACUCUUCGCUGGGGAGGAGGUGUUGUGCGCAAUCGCCACAGAUCCAAACUCUCAGGUGUCUGCCUGGGUGACGGUUGACAGUGACGUGCAUCCACCCGGGAGUACGAUCGUGUUGUUGUACUCCAGCAUCGCUGACAAGGUGCCAAAAUCAGUGAAAGUCCAGGACACGAACGGAAGGUCAAUCGUACAGGUUACGGUUCCGCCUGGCGGGGUGGUCCUCUACAAAUAG
Molecule: messenger RNA, 1860 nt
Organism: Capronia epimyces CBS 606.96
Lineage: Eukaryota; Fungi; Ascomycota; Eurotiomycetes; Chaetothyriales; Herpotrichiellaceae
Exons: 1
Coding region: 1-1860 (619 amino acids)
Biological process (GO): carbohydrate metabolic process
Source: RefSeq, a predicted model, not a curated record